This is a messenger RNA of Phytophthora infestans T30-4, 627 nucleotides long. RefSeq names its product ATP-binding Cassette (ABC) Superfamily. Bases 1 to 627 code for a protein of 208 amino acids. Lineage: Eukaryota; Oomycota; Peronosporomycetes; Peronosporales; Peronosporaceae. The record is from RefSeq and is a predicted model, not a curated record. The transcript has 2 exons.
AUGAAGCGUCUAACAAUCGGAGUGGAGCUGGCUGCUCAACCGAGUAUCCUGUUUUUGGACGAACCUACGAGCGGUCUGGACGCUCACUCGGCCAAGGUCAUCAUGGACGGUGUGCGUAAGGUGGCAGACAGCGGCCGUACGAUCGUGUGUACCAUUCAUCAGCCGUCAUCCGAUGUGUUCUUCUUGUUCGACCACUUGAUCUUGCUCAAGCGUGGCGGCGAGUCGGUGUUCGUGGGUGAGUUGGGCACGCGAUGCCAGAAGCUGGUCAAAUAUCUGGAAUCGGUUCCUACUGUCAAGCCGUGUCCACCCAAGCAGAACCCUGCUCCGUGGAUGCUUGAAGUGAUCGGUGCCGGUGUGAGCAACGAACGCGCCCGUGACUUGGACUUCGUGGACAUUUUCUCGAAAAGUGAGGAGAAACGCCACUUGGACGACAUGCUACAGCAGCCUGGUAUCACGACGACUUCACCGGAGUGGCCGGAGGUGACGUUCAUGAAGAAGCGCGCUUCCAAGGGCUCCACUCAAAUGUACUUUUUGAUGAAGCGAUUUCUCAACCUGUACUGGCGUAGUCCGGCGUUCAACCUGACCCUGUGGAUUACACGACGUACAGCGGUCUGGUCGGUGGUGUAG